Molecule: messenger RNA, 370 nt
Organism: Cylicocyclus nassatus
Lineage: Eukaryota; Metazoa; Nematoda; Chromadorea; Rhabditida; Strongylidae
Source: the annotation of a GenBank genome assembly
AGGUAAAACGAACAUAUUUAACGAUGUAUGGUUUGCUUCAGGCCUUCAUCAUGAUUGUGAGCGGCUUGUUUGCUGGGCAGCUUGAUCAUGCACCUGCAAUGCCACUAACAACAUCGAGAAAUGAAUCCAAUACUUCACUUCCCAGCCAGUCUGCGGAUACAAUAACGCCGCCACCACCUCCACUAUUCGAUUGCGUAGACGGCCAUUGUCCCGAACCUUACGUAUGCAUAGCUGGUUCUUGUGUGCGCGGUAAGCGUUGCGAGCUCAACUCCGAUUGCCCACAUUCCUACGCAUGCGUGAAAAGUGUGUGCUUGCUAGUUGAAUUCACGACACAUUUUUAACUCAUUGAUUAUCAAGCGAUGUCUGACAA